AGAAUAGGUCAUAGGUCGGUGGUUGUCGGUUUUGGAGGUUAUGCACGACUGUUUUGGUUGUCGUCGAGUUAGAAACAAGCAUGGAUAAUAAUUAUACCACCGAGGAAAAGAAGAGACCGAUCUUCAGGGAUUUGAAUGCGGACGAUCCGGAUCCAGAGGCGACAAUCAUCGAAUCGCUGUGCAUGAAUUGUCAUGCAGAUGGUUCCACUAGGUUGCUGCUCACCAGGAUUCCGCAUUACAGGGAGGUGGUGAUAAUGUCGUUCAGUUGCGAACGUUGCGGUUACCAGAACAACGAGAUUCAGUCGGGCGGUCAGGUGGCUGAGAAGGGUAUCCGUUUGAAGCUCAGCGUGGAGAAGACGGACGAUCUGAACAGGCAGGUGGUGAAGAGCGACUUUACGAGCGUGAAAAUCGUCGAAUUGGAUUUCGAGAUUCCAGCUAAGAGUCAGAAGGGCGAAGUGACGACCGUCGAGGGAAUCAUAGAUAGGAGCGUGCAAGGAUUGGAGCAGGAUCAGGUGCUGAGGCGAAUCCAACAUCCGGAAGCAGCACAGCAGAUCGACGAAUUCGUGGCCAGAUUGAAGGCCCUGAAGAUGCUCGAAACACAUUUCACCCUGAUUUUAGAGGAUAUAACGGGAAACAGUUUUAUCGAAAAUCCGAAUGCGCCGUACAAGGAUGCCAGCUGCGUCGCAGAGUAUUUCAUUAGGGAGAAGGAGCAGAACCACGAGCUCGGUCUUUACACCGACGAGGAGAUAGGAGAUAGUGAUGUGCAAAAGGAUGCGAUAUUGCAUCCGAUCAAGGAGGACGAAUUCCCGCUGGAGGAUCUGCAAGGUGAAGUCAUGCAGUUCCAGACGAACUGCAACAAUUGCGGUGCGCCGUGCGAAACGAACAUGAAGAUGACAAAUAUUCCGCACUUCAAGGAGGUGGUCAUCAUGGCGACCGUAUGCGAGACGUGCGGAAAUCGAACGAACGAGGUGAAAUCUGGUGGCGGCAUCGAGGCAAAGGGUCUCCGGAUCGAGAUAGACGUGAAGAGCAAGGACGAUUUCUCCAGGGAUCUGCUCAAGUCUGAGACUUGUUCGCUGAGCAUACCGCAGCUGGACCUGGAGGUAGGAUCGUACGCGCUCGGCGGUCGGUUCACGACCGUCGAGGGUCUGCUUGUCGCAGUAAGGGAUCAGCUGAGCGAUUCGAGACAUUCGCACAUGAUCGGCGACUCGCAGGACCCCGAAAAGCGUGACCAGAUGGCAAAGUUCAUGGCCCGAUUCCAGAAGGUGCUCGACGGCGAGGACGAGUGCACUCUGGUGCUCGACGAUCCGGCAGGCAACAGUUACAUCCAGAGCCUCGACGACGUCGACGACACAAAGCCGGACGACAGGCUGAGGAUAGUCCAUUACGAACGGUCGCACGACCAGAACGAGGAGUUGGGCUUGAACGACAUGAAAACCGAGAAUUACUAAAUAAACAAUAAACAGUGAUAAUACU
This is a messenger RNA of Nicrophorus vespilloides, 1473 nucleotides long. RefSeq names its product zinc finger protein ZPR1 (gene Zpr1). Bases 81 to 1448 code for a protein of 455 amino acids. Gene Ontology annotation, molecular function: zinc ion binding. The transcript has 3 exons. The record is from RefSeq and is a predicted model, not a curated record. Gene Ontology annotation, cellular component: nucleus; cytoplasm. Lineage: Eukaryota; Metazoa; Arthropoda; Insecta; Coleoptera; Silphidae.